UUGACGUGAGUCAGAACUGAUCUAGACGGCAGAUACACAAAAAUGUAAUUAUUGCAUAGAGCUGAAUCAACAAUGGCUUUUUUUGAGUGGAGGAAAUUCAAUUUCUUUGAGCUGAAAAGGGGAGUGGAUGAUGGAAAAUUGAAUAAACUCUUCAAAGAUGCUCCGAUUGCUGUUACAACGAGUGGCAACAACCAUUUGGUGGUUGGAGAUGCCACCGGUCAGAUUCAUCUCAUCUCCAGGUCUUGGCAGGUGACCAGUUUUCGGGCCUACGAAUUAACCUUGCAGUUUGCACAGCAGCUGAGGAAUUCACCCUUGCUGAUUACGAUUGGUGAGGAUGAGCAAGGGGUGAAUCCGUUGAUAAAGGUUUGGGAUACUGGAAGACCGGAUAAAUCUGGGUCCCCAUACUGCACUCGGAUAACGAGGGCCAUCCCGAACAAUAGGGCGGUGCAGGUGAGCGCGCUGUGCGUUCACGAUAAUAUGCAGAUGAUGGCUGUGGGAUUCGUCGACGGUUCGUUGAUUUUAUAUAGGGGUGAUAUUUCCAGGGACAGAGGCUCCAGGCAGAAGAUAUUGCGUGAGGCAAGUUCGACGGUCACCGGUUUAGCUUUCAAGACGACGGCGAACGCUGUUUACCUCUUCGUCAGCACCGAAAACUCGAUUUACGUUUAUAACGUUACAUAUAAAGAUAAAGAAAUCAUGUCCACGUUGGAUAAUAUUGGGUGCAGAAGGAAUUGCAGCGUGAUUACGGAAUCCGUGCAGGAGACGCAAUUCAUGGUGGCUCGCGACGAUGCAAUCUAUUGUUACAAUUCGGAUGGGAGGGGGCCCUGUUACGCGGCGGAUGGGGAAAAGGUGUUGCUUCAGUGGUUCAGGAGUUAUCUGAUAUUCGUCUCCAAAACGACGUGGUUGACGCCCACGCAAGCGGCGGCGGCCAAUCAGAGGGGGCAUCUACUGACAGUCCUCGAUAUUCAGAACAAGUUCAUAGUGUUUUCCGCCCCAUUGGAUGAAAUCGUCGCCGUUAUCAACGAAUGGGGCGGCUUCUACAUCAUCGAUUGUAAGAACACCAUCUACCAUCUGAACGAGAAAGAUUUGGGCUCUAAAUUGUCUCUGCUUUUUAAAAAGAAUGUGUACGAUAUCGCGAUUCGCAUCGCUAAAUCUCAGCAGUACGACUCUGAUGGUUUGGUGGAGAUAUUCAGGCAGUACGGUGACCAUUUGUACGGUAAAGGAGAUCCGUCUGGAGCUAUUGAACAGUACGUGAAGACAAUUGGGAAAUUGGAGCCGAGCUACGUGAUUCGCAAAUUCAUGGACUCGAAGCACAUCGAUAAUCUGACCGCUUACUUGCAGGCUCUGCACAAGCAGGGUCAAGCCACCGAGGAUCACACGACUCUCCUGCUGAACUGCUUCACGAAACUAAAUAAGACUUCCAACUUGAAGGAGUUCAUCCUGCAGAAGGACAGCGAAGUCAAUUUCGACGUGGACAUAGCUAUCAAGGUGUGCAGAACUGGAAGCCCCGAGGAGGCGUUGAUGCUCUCGAAGAGGCACAAGAAACACGACUGGUACAUAAAAUUGCUGUUGGAGGAUCACAUGAAAUACACCGAAGUUAUCGAAUAUCUGAGCAGCUUGGAAACGAAUCAGGCCGAGAUGUACUUGAAGAAGUACGGGCAAAUCCUUAUACAAAACGCACCGCACGAAGCCACGCAAUUCCUGAAGAACUUUUGCACAGUUAAUUCAACAGAUUCCGACCCGGAGGAUUACAUCCACCUCUUCCUGAACAACUCCUCUCGUCUGGUGGAGUUUCUGGAUUACCUGAUAGAAGCAGGCUGCAUCCUAACGUCGCCCGUUUACGAUACACUGCUCGAGCACUAUCUGCACGUCUGGGAAUCUCUUCCGGAUGGCGCGGAGAAGAAUCGUUACGCGCAGAAGACUUUGAACUUGCUGCAUAAUCCUGAUGUCAAGUACGACAAACCGCAGGCGCUCGUCGUAUGCCACAUGCACGGUUUCAGCGAGGGAAUUCUGCAUUUGUACGAAGAACAGAAACUCUACCAGCAGAUUUUGAGAUACCACAUGUCCAGGAGUAAGGAGCAAUUUGAUGCUAACGCAGUUUUGGCUUGCUGUCGAAGAUUCGGUCAUCAGGAGCCGACGCUCUGGGUGCAAGCACUGUGGACCUGCAUCCGCGACGAAGAACACGAGUACAGCGAUCUAUUACCAGAGAUAUUAAACGUGAUCGCUAAGGAACGGCUGUUAUCGCCGCAGUUGGUUAUCGAAGCCAUCGGUUCGGCAAAUGCGGAAAUAAAGUUGUCCCAGGUGCGCGAGUACAUAAUAAAAGAGCUGAAGCGCGAGAACGAGAUCGCCAACAGCGACAAAGAGCUGACGAACAAAUACAGAAAAGACACGGAAACGUUGAGGAACAAAGUGGAGGAGCUCAAGUAUAAUCCGAUCCUGAUUCAGGGCUCGCGCUGCGCUGCCUGCAAUCACACGCUGGAGUUGCCCAGUCUGCAUUUCCUCUGCCAGCACAGCUACCAUCAGCACUGCUUCCAGAGCUACUCGGAAAACGAGAACGAAUGUUUGGCCUGUCAGCCGGAUAACAAGAAGCUGAUGGAACUGCUGAAAUCGCGUGAUCAAAACAAGGACAUUCACGAGACAUUCCAUUCGCAAUUGGAUAAGGCCAGCGACGGAUUCACGCUAGCCGCGGAGUACUUCGGGCGCGGCGUCUUCAACACUGUUAAAGUGAUUACCGAUGAGCGGAAACCGAUCGAGAAGCCUGCGGCGAUGCCGCAACAGAAGCAGCCCGAGAAGGUCACGGAGGCGAGGAUACGGCAGGAGGAGAACAAGCGCAGUCUUCCGGCUAUCAUUCCCAAGAGCGAAGGAAGGAUUCGGAUGCAGGAGAAUAAAUUUAGCUCGUCUUUGGAGGCGAACAUAACUAUGCCGAAGAGGCCGGAGCCGAAGAAGAUCGAAAUCGCCGCGCCUGCCGUCGAUUUGAAUCCGUUCGGCGACGAUAUCGACGACGAGGAUGAAUACGACAAGGAGAAGAAUCCGUUCUUCGGCGAGGCGGACGAUCAUUGCGACAAGAAUCUUAAUCCGUUUGAAGUUUGAUGCAUCCCCCACUGUCCACAAUUCAUAUACGCUGUGUUAAUAUAAUAAAUCGCUAGCUGUUAACGUGACCAGCUCGAAUUUCACACCA
Nicrophorus vespilloides is the source of this 3175-nucleotide messenger RNA. It is a transcript of the gene Vps11, whose product is annotated as vacuolar protein sorting-associated protein 11 homolog. Gene Ontology annotation, biological process: vacuole organization; intracellular protein transport; endosome organization. Gene Ontology annotation, cellular component: endosome; HOPS complex. The record is from RefSeq and is a predicted model, not a curated record. Lineage: Eukaryota; Metazoa; Arthropoda; Insecta; Coleoptera; Silphidae. Gene Ontology annotation, molecular function: protein-macromolecule adaptor activity; protein binding. The transcript is spliced from 8 exons. The coding region runs from base 73 to 3087 and encodes 1004 amino acids.